GAUAACGGGUCUUGGAUAAAGCGCAGCUCAGGCCAAGUGUAUUUAUAUCGUUGGAUGCGUAUUAUUUUUGGACGACUCUAUACACAUUGUUCUUAUACAACAGAAUUAAAGGAAAUAAUCCAACAGAAAUGGCGUAUCAAUUUUAGUUUUAUUUAUAAGUAGAUUUUUGUUCCGAUAGCAGUGUUCAGAUCUGAGAGCGUUUAACAACAAUCGUCGUGUGAUCCUGGGAUCCUAGUGAUGGUUGAUGAUGGAGGAGAAAGGCCCCCGUGUAGCAGACUACUUUGUGGUAGCAGGACUCACUGACUCCUCGAAGCCCUUAGAGGAGGAGGUGCAGCUGGAGGACGGCCCCCGGCAGGCCCCUGGGGGUCGGUCCCUGGCCCCCAUCACGGAUGUCGCUGUGGUCAUACGCUCGCUGGGGGAGGAGGUGCCUUCUGGGUACAUGUGCCUGGAUGUGACUCCCUCUGGUCUGUCAGCAGAGCUGAAUGGAGCCAGCCUCAGAGGGCCUCAGAUCUUCCUCUGCUACAAGAGAGGCCGGGAUAAACCCCCUCUCACCGACCUGGGAGUUCUGUAUGAGUGGAAGGAGAAGCUGAAACCUGGCUGCCACAUCGUUCAGACAACGCCCUGUGGUCGCCCUGCCAACAUCAGUAGCUCCUCCUCCCAACGAAUCUACAUCACCUAUCGCCGUGCACCACAAAGUCAGCCUCACACAUCGUUAGCUGUCACAGAUGUCUGCAUCAUCAUUCCGGGGAAAGGAGAGACGCCCCCUCACACCUUCUGCAAAGUGGACAAGAACCUCAACAGCAGUAUGUGGGGAUCCUCAGUGUACCUGUGCUACAAGAAGUCUCUGGCUAAAACCAACACCAUUGCAUAUAAAGCAGGUCUGCUGUCUAGAUACCCCGAGGAGGACGAUGUCUCCUUCCCACUGCCCGAAUCCGUCCCACUGUUCUGUCUUCCAAUGGGAGCGAGCAUUGAGUUCUGGCCCGCCCACACGAAGCACUCCCUGCCGGUCUUCUCCACCUUCGUUCUGACCAGGGCCUCCGGGGACAAGGUUUAUGGAGCUGCCAUUCAGUUCUACGAGUCGUACCCAGAAGACCAGCUAACUGACCGACAGCGUUCCCUCCUGGGCCUAACGAGUACCUGCAGUAGAGGCGACGUGUCAAGGAGUGUCCAUGUUAACAAGAGCAUCUGCCUGCUGUCACACUGGCCUUUCUUCGAUUCCUUCCGGAACUUUCUGACAUUCCUCUACCGAUAUUCCAUCUCAGGACCCCAUGCUCUGCCUAUAGAGAAGCACAUCUCCCACUUCAUGCACAAGGUCCCAUUUCCCAGCUCACAGAGACCCCGCAUCCUACUUCAGCUGUCUCCACAUGAUAGUCUGAUGUUGAGUCAGCCUGUCUCCUCCCCUCUGCCUCUCAGUGGUGGCCGUCUCUCCACUCUGCUCCUGAACUUAGGUCCUAAGAAUGCGGCCACCCUGCUGGUUCUGGCUGUCACGGAACACAAGAUCCUGGUCCACUCUCUCAGACCAGCCGUGCUGACCAGCGUUACUGAGGCUCUGGUGUCGAUGAUAUUCCCGUUCCAUUGGCCGUGCCCUUACAUCCCUCUGUGCCCUUUGGCCCUGGCGGGGGUCCUCUCCGCACCCUGCCCCUUCAUCGUGGGGGUCGACUCACGAUACUUUGACCUCUAUGUGCCUCCAUCCGACGUCUGCUGUGUUGACCUGGACACCAACAACAUAUUGCAUAAAGAUGAGAAGAGGGCCCUAACGUGGAAGAUACUACCAAGGAGAGCCUGCAAACACCUCCUCAGUGCUCUGGGCAGCCUCUACCAACAACUGACUGAAGGUGGCCUAGCCAACAGAGAGGACGGUCACACCGAGCCCACAGCCCGUGAUCCAGACCUGGCUUGCGGGGGGAAGAGCCUCCACACACUGGAGAUGGAGAUACAGGAGUCCUUCCUCAGGUUCAUGGCAGCCAUCUUGAAAGGCUACCGCUCCUACCUGCUGCCCAUCACCCAGGCCCCGUCUGAGAGGACCACGGACGCCGGCUCGCUGUUCGACCUGCAGGGGUUCUUAAAGAGCCGGGACCGUUCACAUCAGAAGUUCUACUCCUUGAUGAUCAAGACCCAGAUGUUUAUCCGGUUCAUCGAGGAGUGUUCUUUCGUUAGUGACAAAGAUGCCAGCCUGGCCUUCUUUGAUGAGUGUGUCGAUAAGCUUUACACCAAUGGAAGCAAGACAGACAGUGAUCGUCCUGAAGACUUGAAGUUGAUAGAGCUGGAUGAAUCCCAUCGCAGUGAACACACAGUCUACAUCAACCCUCCUGACCUGCCCCCCUUACCCCCGGGACAGGAGUACCCGCUCUGCUACAGCUACUCUGGGUUUCCGGUGCUGAGUCCUGACCUGUUGGAUCUCCAGGAGGGCCCCCACCCCUCCUCCGCCCAGAUGACUCAGAGACACGUCAGUCCCGUCAGUCCUGCCACCAUCUUCAGACGCUCCAAACAGGAGGUCCGGUCGGCCCAGAGAAUGGCUAGAACCUACUCCUCAGUACCCCAGAUGUGGUCCAAGUGUCUACUGCGCCACUGCUACGGGCUGUGGUUCGUCUGCCUGCCGGCCUACACUGCCGCCUGCCACUCCAAGGUCCGAGCGCUACGCGUGGCCUACGACGUCCUGAGGAGGAUGCAGGACAAGAAGAUACAGGCCCCUGAUGAGGUGUGCUACCGUGUCCUGAUGCAGUUGUGCGGUCAGUAUGGCCAGCCAGUCUUGGCGGUCAGGGUUCUGUUUGAGAUGAAGAAAGCUGGUGUGCAUCCCAACGCCAUCACCUAUGGUUACUACAACAAGGCAGUAUUGGAGAGCACAUGGCCAUCCAGUACCAGAGGGGGCUACUACCUGUGGGGCAAGCUGAGGAAUGUUGUCUUGGGUGUGGGGAGGUUCAAACAGCUGGGACGGAAAAACACAGCCCACAGCCAGGACCAAACCCAGGCCAGAGACACACAACUAUCGGACUGCAGUGAUCUGGACACCGUCAGCCAUGGUAGUGUGGAUAGUGUUAACGAUUCCACUGAACACAUCUCCAUCGAUACUGAUUUCACUAAGAUGGACUCCAGCGAUGAUGGAUCCAGCACAGGGGGUCAGUCAGACCAAGGCUAUGACUCUUUGUCCAAGGAGGAGGAGAGGAUGGCAGGAAGAGAGAACAACACUAGACCAUUGGUGAAGAUACAGCGGAAAACUGAUCUUGCAUUUGGAGUUGGUUGCUGGUGUCUGACAACACGAGGACCAAAGAAGUGUCAUUGUCAAGUUGGCCGUCAUGAUGUAGAUAAUCAGAACAAAUCCAUCAGAGACUUUGUCAAAGCAUUAUUCGUGCCAAAAUCAACUGCUUAUGUGGCAAGUCAGGCCCCAAACGCCACCAUCUCUACUGCCCCUGGAGAUACCAGUAACCCUACUGUCCCUGGAGAUUCCACCACCAGCUCUGUUGCUCCUGGAGAUACCAUCAACCCUACUGCCCCUGGAGUCACCAACAUCAGCUCUUCUGCCCCUGUAGAUGUCACCACCAGCUCUACUGCCCAUGGAGAUGCAACCACUAGCUCUACUGCCCCUGGAGAUACCACCACCAGCUCUUCUGCCCCUGUAGAUACCAUUACCAGCCCUACUGCUCCUGUAGAUAGCACACAUUUUUUUGGAACCCGACCAAAGAGUCGGAGACUGAGGCCUAACUCCCUGGACCUGACCGGAGGACAGGGCUCACUCAGGAGCAUCACUCUCAACUUCACCUCCACUACCAAGCAGAUCCACGGCCCACCUCCAAAACGCCCCCCACCACCCACCAGCCGUCCUGGGAAAGUUGAGUCCUCUUGGGAAUCGCUGACCCAGAGCCAGGACAGACUGCAUGCGCAGGGAGCAGACAAGGCAGAAGUCAGCGAGGAGGUGGAGAGGAGAAGGAGCACGAGCUGCAGUGGUGGAGUUGCUGAGAGGGAGGAGGUCUGCAGUGUUGUAGCUGGGGCUGGAGCUGUGAAAAUGACUGGUGUGGUUGAAACAGGCUUGGACCCUCUGUCUCUGAUAGCAGCUGAGAUGGAGACAGAGAGGGACAGAGGUAGCUGUACACCCACUACCCACAGGGACCUGGCCCAGGAGAUAGAGAUGUACAUGCAGGCCACCAGCCCCCUGAGCAGCAGGACCUCCAGUAUGGACCUCCAGAUCUCAUCCAGCCCAAUGCUCCAUGCUACGCUACCCCUCCACUCCACCCCUGUGCCCUCCACCCACCCCCAUGCCACCAGCUCCCCAUCCCCCCAUUCCUCCCCUGUGCCCUCCACCCACCUCGAUGACACCAGCUCCCCGUCCCCCCAUUCCACCCCUCAACCACCAAGCGUCCUUCGCUCUCCCCGCCCCUCCCCCCGACCACGCCCUCUCAGCUUAACCUAUUCACCCCUUACAUCCCCCAGACCUCCCCCUCCUCUGCUCAGGGCUAACUCCAACCUGCCCCUCUCCAGACCCAGAGAAGUUCUCCGGUCCUCACCCUCACUCCCCCUGGGGUCAUCUCGUCCAUCCUCCCUGGUGUCGCCCUGCUCCCCCACUCCCUCCACCUCCUUCUCCAUGGACGCUCUCCUCACCCCCAGUCUAAGCUUGGACAUGUUCAAGAGCAGCUUCCUGUCUGCUGGGAAGGGCGUGGCUGAGAAGGCUAGCAGGCUGUACUCUCGGCUCUCCUCACAGACCUCGCUGACACAAGAUGUGAACUGUGACCAGAUAAGCGUGUCAUCAAUGACAUCAGGAGACCCGGAAUGCACCUCUUUGUUAGAGGAGGGCUCUAUCCUGGACCCAGAAGGGUUCUCCUCCCGAACUUCAUCUUUCACCGCCUCCUACGCUUCCCCCCAGCACGACAGCAUCAUGCGCCUCCGGGGGAGUCCAGCCCGGGGACGCCCUGCCUCUCAGAGCCCCAGCACGCCCUCCCGGGUGUUCCGCCACAACUCCUUCUCUGGUGGUUUAGCUCCUUCUAUCCGGCCUCCUCAGACUCCAGAGUCUUCUCCUGACGCCUCCCGCGUCCACCUCAGUCAACACUAUACUACCGAGGUGCUGAUGUGGAGCUGCUGUCACUGUAAGACAUGUGACUGUCUGGUGUACGACGAGGAGAUCAUGGCAGGAUGGACCGCUGACGACUCCAACCUCAACACCACCUGUCCCUUCUGUGGCUCCCCGUUCCUCCCCUUCCUUAACGUUCAGAUCAGGGACCUUAGACUCAGGAGCAGUGUAGAGAGAGGCCCAUCCACUGGAGAAUCAUUGACAUCCCAGUUAUCCACAGUUUCACCAAAAGAGCAACAGCAGAACUCUGGGAGUUUAGUCCCAACAUCAACCCUAACCCAUGACCCAGUCCCAAUAUCAACCCUAACCCAUGACCCAGUCCCAACAUCAACCCUCACCCAAGACCCAGUCCCAACAUCAACCCUCACCCCAGACCCAGUCCCAACAUCAACCCUCACCCAAGACCCAGUCCCAACAUCAACCUUAACCCUGGACCCAGUCCCAACAUCAACCCUCACCCCAGACCCAGUCCCAACAUCAACCCUAACCCUGGACCCAGUCCCAACAUCAACCCUCACCCUGGACCCAGUCCCAACAUCAACCCUAAACCCCGACCCAGUCCCAACAUCAACCCUCACCCAAGACCCAGUCCCAACAUCAACCCUCACCCAAGACCCAGUCCCAACAUCAACCCUCACCCCAGACCCAGUCCCAACAUCAACCCUCACCCAAGACCCAGUCCCAACAUCAACCUUAACCCUGGACGCAGUCCCAACAUCAACCCUCACCCAGGACCCAGUCCCAACAUCAACCCUAACCCAGGACCCAGUCCCAACAUCAACCCUAACCCAGGACCCAGUCCCAACAUCAACCCUAACCCAGGACCCAGUCCCAACAUCAACCCUAACCCUGGACCCAGUCCCAACAUCAACCCUAACCCAGGACCCAGUCCCAACAUCAACCCUAACCCAGGACCCAGUCCCAACAUCAACCCUAACCCAGGACCCAGUCCCAACAUCAACCCUAACCCAGGACCCAGUCCCAACAUCAACCCUAACCCUGGACCCAGGCUUGACAUCAACCUUGGGAAGUCCCUUGGACUGUGGAAGUGUGGCUGGUGACCCCCAGGCUCUGUCUUCAUGCCCGCCUUCAGCCCCUCACCCAGUAACCGUCCCCUACCUGAGUCCUCUCGUCCUGUGGAAGGAGCUGGAGUCUCUGCUGGGAAACGAGGGGGACCAGGUGAUGAGUUCCCCCAGCAUCGUGGACCAACAUCCCAUCGUCUUCUGGAACCUGGUGUGGUUCUACCGCCGACUGGAACUGCCCUCCAAUCUCCCAGGGCUCAUACUGGCCUCACAGCACUGCACACAGGGAUAUGGGCUGCAGGUCCCUGGUCAGAGCGUGUCAUCGGAGGACAGUAAACAUGUGCUGGUCAGGAUCCUGUGGGACAACCUGCAGCUACAACACGACCCUGUCAGGCCUUUAUACACACUCUGGAACACACACUGCUCCUCUUCCUGGUCCAGAGGCCCAGUUUGUGGGGAGAAGGAAGGCCAGCCCCAGGACCAUCUGUUCCCAGCGGAGGUCCUCCAGGGCAUGGUGAGGAGCCUCCAGAGGAGUGAUGUCUACCAGCCCAUGAGUGUCAUCCUACGACUGCUGGGACCAGAGCUGGGCUUCAGCCGACAGAGGAGUCUGUACAGAGACCUGCUGUUCCUGGCGCUAACCUCUCUGGGCAAGAACAGCGUCAGUAUCGAUGCAUUUGACCGUGAAUACAAGGCUGCGUACGACCGGCUAACCCCCAGCCAGGUGAAGCUAACUCAUAACUGUGACCGACCUCCGGGCGCUGGGGUCAUGGAGUGCAGGAGAACAUUUGGGGAACCCAGUCUUUGAUCCCCCCCUCUAUUUCCUUCUAAUCACCUCACCUCCUUCACCUCCACAUCUGGAGAACUUUAUGGUUCUCAGUCAGUGAUCUCCUCCUACUCCUCAGCUGGGAUUUUACUUUAUCUUCUCUGGCUCAUUUCCAAAGCUCCACCUCCCCUUGGAAGCCGAGUCUCUUCUCCUCUCACCUCCAUGUUUUCUUCUCUCACAUCCUCUGAUCACCAUCCAUCGAUCCAUCAUCCAUUUAAUCCUCUCUGUGGGUCUGGUGUUGUUCUCCAGACUUUGCCUGAUCCACCUGAUUAACUGUAACUAGCCAGGGGUGAACUUCAAAGGAAACCCGGAGGGACUGACCUCAAUCUGUUACUAAAUUCUGUUACUAAAGUUUGAAACUAUUUGCUAUGAUGUGUAGAAAUGAACGUACACCAGGCAACGACAGAACCCACCUCAUCUUGACAUAGCAAUGAUAUACAGGACCAAUCUCACCUGGACACUAACGAACAGAACCCAUCUCACCUGGACACUAAUGAACAGAACCCAUCUCACCUGGACACUGACCACCAGGACUCAUCUCACCUGGACACUGACCAACAGGACCCAUCUCACCUGGACACCAACGCACAGAACCCAUCUCACCUGGACACUAACGAAGAGAACCCAUCUCACCUGGACACUAACGAAGAGAACCCAUCUCACCUGGACGCUCGUACUACAUACCAAAUGGUAUUACAGUACAGGUCUCUGGUACCACAUGGUAUUACAAUACAGGUCUCUGGUACUACAUGGUAUUACAGUACAGGUCCCUGGUAUGACAGUAUUACAGUACAGGUCUCUGGUACUACAUAGUAUUACAGUACAGGUCCCUGGUACUACAUGGUAUUACAAUACAGGUCUCUGGUACUACAUGGUAUUACAGUACAAGUCCAUGGUACUACAUGGUAUUACAGUACAGAUCCUUGAAACUACAUGGUAUUACAGUACAGGUCCCUGGAACUACAUGGUAUUAAAAACAGGUCCCUGGUACUGCAUGGUGUUACGGUACAGAUCCCUGGUACUACAUGGUAUUAUGGUACAGGUACUACAUGGUAUUAUGGUACAAGUCUCUGGUACUACAUGGUAUUACAGUACAGGUCCCUGGUACUACAUGAUGUUACAGUACUGGUUCUGGUACUACAUAGUAUUAUGGUACAGGUCUCUGGUACUACAUGGUGUUACGAUACAGGUCCCUGGUACUACAUGGUAUUGCAUUAUAGGCCCCUGGUACUACAUGGUUUUACAGUAAAGAGCCAUAAUAUUACAGUACAGUGGUAUGGUAAUACAGGGGUUAUAUAUGUGUCGGGUUGUAUUAUAGAUAUCCCUCAGUAUUUUCACUAGGAUGACAUUACCAAUAUAUUUGUAUUAUACACAGUUAUAUUUGAAGACAAUCUGUUUGUUUUUAAUUUGUGACUGAGUGUGUGAACAUUUUGUUUUUAGAGUUUCAUGUCUGUUAUGCACCACAUAUAGGACUGUUUGUUUUUUUCCUCUAGUUUGACACUUUAUUGAGACAGCUGUGGAAUGCCAGACUGUAGGGUCUAAGCGGGGGGGCUGUGAUGACGUCUCUUAGGGAGGAGUGUUAUAGGACCAUACCCGCUAGAACACAGAACCCCUGUCGCCAUGGCAAUAUUCUCACCGUCUUGUUACUGUCUUUUACACAACAAUGUGAUUUGAAGCACUUUGCCAGGAGGAACUUACAGUAACUGUAAUGAGAUUUUUUACAGUAAAAAAAAUGGAAAUAAGUAAUAUACUGUAUUGUCUGUUUUGAGGACCCAUAACUUACUGCACUUACAGUUGAUGGCACAGCUAUAUCAUAAUCUCCCUUUCAGCAAACUCACAUGAUGGAUCUACAUUUGACUAGCCUGGCCCCAGAUCGAGCUAGUCCAAUCUGUCCCCCCGUCUCUGGCAGGGCCAGAGAAAAUCAACAGUUAAGGAGCCAUUUUGUUUUGGGGUUCGAUAAUUGACUGUAUUGUUGGGAAAAUAAAAAUUAAUGCGUUAUAUUCUUUACUUACAUGGGCAUGAAAUAUUAAUUUGUUAACCAUCAUGUCUUUGUACCUUUAUAGGUGUUUUCAUUAAUUGUUUAUUUUCUACAAAGCAUGACUAGAAACAAAACAAAUGAGUCUACAAAAAAGGGAAAUUAUUGAUGUAUGAUUUGUUAAUGUUUUUAAUUAGUUGAUUUAUCAAGCAAUACAUUUUUAUAAAGUCAUUUUAUUAUCAUUGGUUGGAAACUGGUUAUGGGUCCAUAAAUGUUUAAUCAACACAAAUACACAUAUCAUUUUUUUUGUAAAUACAUUUAUUUAUUGACACAUACCAGAAGCUAUAAAUGUACCUAGAUUAUAGGAAAUGGGAGCUGUCUUACAAUUGAUUAGAUUAUACGUUAAAGUAUCUAUAUUCUUCUGACUUUAGUUUGAAACAAUUUCACCAACAAUUAACUUUUUUAUAUUAUGAACAGUUGGAGAAUGAAUCCAGAACAUUCCAGAACCAAAUGGUUCCAAAACUGAAUGGUU
This is a messenger RNA of Esox lucius (northern pike), 9411 nucleotides long. RefSeq names its product DENN/MADD domain containing 4A (gene dennd4a). The coding region runs from base 245 to 6886 and encodes 2213 amino acids. Lineage: Eukaryota; Metazoa; Chordata; Actinopteri; Esociformes; Esocidae. Gene Ontology annotation, cellular component: cytoplasmic vesicle. Gene Ontology annotation, molecular function: protein binding. The record is from RefSeq and is a predicted model, not a curated record. Gene Ontology annotation, biological process: regulation of Rab protein signal transduction. The transcript has 32 exons.